GAUAUAAUCAAACAUCGAGCAAAGCGGAAGUUUGAAAGUGAAAGUUUUCAUGCCUUGUUGGAGAUUGCAUUAAGGAAUUUGCUUUCUGGUUUGAGAUUUCGUCCAAGGAUUAAUUAUGUUUCUUUAAUUAUUUGCUAAAAGCAGAAGGCAGAAAGACAAAAAUUAUGCAGAGGGUGUCACAGUUUAAAGAUGUUUUGCUGUUAUUUAAAAACAUAGCCGGCUUGCAUUCAUUAUCAUAUUUGGCCUAGAAAUAUUCACUGGAUUUGAUUAGCAAAGAGGAGCCCUUUAUAGCUGCAACUGUCCAGCGAAUUUUAGCUUAAAACCAUCGUUGGGACAAUCGGCUUUUGCAAAAUGGAAGGUUCUAAAUCGCGCUUCGGUAUACUUGCCCAAUUCAUUAUUCUUGCUUUGAUAAGAGGGACCACGCCAUUGAUGGCCUAUUUUGCUGUUUCGAAUCUUGACUCCACCGGACUUGUAGUUGCAUGGAAGUCAGUUAUUAGUUUUAUGUUCUUUCUAUUUUCUGCGUCCGUGCUCUACUCUGUUAGUGGGGAGUUCAGGCAACAUAUUACAGAAAACUUCAAGGACAAACACACGUACUGGAAGCUGACGGUUCUAGGAAUCAUGCAAUCUGCAGCACCCUAUUUGCUUAUUAUUUACAGCUUAAAGUAUCUGCCACCUACCCUACUUGGUGUUUUCAUGGCUGCUACUCCGUGGUUUACGAUUCUAUUAGAGAGACUGCCAUUUGUCAAGAUAAAAUCAACAAUGAGCAGUUAUGUGAAAAUUGGUAUGAUUUUUGGUUUCCCAUCAAUCAUUCUAAUCAUGAGUCCAAUCUUGCACGAAUCUCUGGUGAACUGCAGUAAACUUGAAGUAUACAAGAACUUUACAAACCAAACCAGUUCUCACAAGAAGUUCCCAGUGAUAUACGACAUUUGCUUGAAGCCAGAAGAUCUUUUUUUUGGUACACUAGCGCUUUUUGCUGGAUCUUUUCUUUGGGCUGUUUCCUCAGUAUUUUGGAGGUCACAGAGAGGGGACAUUCAUUACAUAUCUUCAAGUAUUGGACAGAAUUUAGUAGCUGCAACUGUUGCAGCUGUAUUUUGGGCUGCCGUUGAAAUUGAAUAUCCAGAGAAUUCUUCCAGCUUGGUGGGGUACAAGACAAUAUUUGGGGUGAUGUUUUUAGGCAUUGGUACAGGCUGGCUUGCUACUGUAUUGGUUCAGUCAUUAGGCAGAAAAAUAGGCCCGAAACCAACAAAUCAAGUUUUGGCAGUUCUCCCAAUGGUUGCUUUUAUAGAAGACUGUGUCUUUGUUAAAAGCAUUGUAACUGUACAUCCAUGGCUAAUUGCACUAGAGAUCAUUGGAAUCUUGGCGUUAUCUGCAGCAGUAUUCAUGACUAACCUGCCAACCAGUAAAAAGGAUGGCCAGACUUCGAUGUUAUCAGAAAGUCUUCUCAAUCCUGAUUUCCAAUCAUACGACGGUGAUUACAGAAACAUGCAAGAGGAAAUAGAAAAAUACCGGCGUCUAGAUGGGGACUCAGAGGAAGAUUCUUCUGCUAGGGAGGAGGAAAUCACUGUAAGGCCAGCAACAGUGGAGUCAAAUGAUGAUACAGAUUACCCGCCCUUGAGGCAAAUUGUUGGUGACGACCUUGACAAAACGGCUACAUUUGGCAGGGCCUGAAAGGUACCGAGCACUGCUUUUGUUAAGAAACUCUGGAAAUUUUGGAUGUUGUUUUGUUAUAAGGAACAAGCAAGACUAUGUUUGAAAUUGGGGAAACUCGUAUGUUUUUUUAAACUUCUUUUCACAUUGAUGUAAAUUUUGCAGAAAUCAGAUUUAGACUUAUCGUGUUAAA
Molecule: messenger RNA, 1840 nt
Organism: Rhopilema esculentum
Lineage: Eukaryota; Metazoa; Cnidaria; Scyphozoa; Rhizostomeae; Rhizostomatidae
Cellular component (GO): membrane
Source: RefSeq, a predicted model, not a curated record